Messenger RNA from Adineta steineri, 2058 nucleotides. The record is from the annotation of a GenBank genome assembly. Lineage: Eukaryota; Metazoa; Rotifera; Eurotatoria; Adinetida; Adinetidae.
AUGGAAGAAGAAAUAUUAAACGAAGAGAAUAAUAAAUAUAAUAUUGUAGUUAAAGAUAGAUUUGGUGAUUUAGAAAUCGAUGCUCCUAAUCCUGUAAAUCCAAAUCCACAUGAUAAUGGUGAUUGUCCUGAACCAAAACUAACAACAACACAAAUAGAAGACAUGCCACCACCUAUUCCAGUUUCUAUACAAUCACCUCAUAUUACUCGUCCACCAAAACAACCAGGACCAGCAUUAGGACCAUAUUAUCAAUUUCUAACUACUGAUUUAAAUAGAAUGUUAUGGUUUGGAAGUGCAUUAAUAUUACGUAAUAUAUCAUAUGACCAACCAGAAAUUGAAUUUUUUUGUGAACCAAAACUAGAUUUUAAUUGGGAAAUUCUGUAUGAUAAUUUAUUUAAUAUGCGAAUUUAUCGAAUUAAUAUAUCAAUUGAAUUACGUGAUGGUAAAGGUGAUGAUAUAAUUCGUUGGAAAAUGAAUUGGGGUGAUCAUAUAACUGAUGGUUUAUUUCAUAUUGCUCGUUAUAAUCAAAAUUGGCGUGGAGGUUUUUUCUCAUGUAAUGGAUUUGAUAGUACUGUACCAGAUGACAUAAGAACAGAUCUUACAUUUGGUACUGUUUGGGAACAUUUAAAUUCUAUUCAUGAAGAAACUCCACUUCAUAUAUUAAUAUGGGGUGGCGAUCAAACUUAUGUUGAUUUUAUGUUUGAAGAUGUUCCUUAUUUAAAAGAGUGGGUAGACAUGGAAUGGAAUCAAAAAUGGACAUGUGAUUUUCGUGAUGAUUUAAAAGAGCAAAUAGAGCAAUAUCAUUUCAAUAGUUAUAUUCAAAAUUGGGAACGUCCUGAAGUUAAAAAUGCCUUAGCAUCUAUACCAAGUAUAAUGAUGUGGGAUGAUCAUGAUAUAUUUGAUGGUGCAGGAUCUUAUCCACCAUUACUUCAUGAUAGUCCUAUGAUGACAGGUUUAUUUAAAUGUGCACAAAAAAUGCGAUUAUUAUUUCAACAUCAUACAACAGCAGAAAAAGCACGUGUUCAUGGUUUAUUUGGAUAUCAAGGUUAUAAUAGUCUUACGCAGUGUGGUCCCGAUCUGGUAAUAAUAGGUACAGAUGGACGUACUGAACGUGAUACAAACAUAGUUCAUCAUCCAGAAAGUUGGAAUAUGAUUUUUGAUAAAUUAGAAAAUGAUAUUAUAAAUAUAAAACAUUUAAUUGUUGUAUUUCCUGUUCCAUUUUCAUUUGUUCGAUUUAAAUUAGCUGAAAAUAUUUUUGACCAUAUAAAAAAAUUUCCAAAUAGAUUUCGAAAUGUUCCACCAAUUAAACAAACAAAUUCAAUAUUUGGUUUACCAGAACUUUAUGAUGAUCUUCUUGAUGAAUGGACAAAUGCGUCACAUAUUGAUGAACGUAAUCGUGAAUUAAUACGUUUUCAAAAAUUUGCUGAAAGAAAACGUAUAAGAAUAACAUUCUUUAGUGGAGAUGUACAUUGUUGUGGUAUAAGUCGUUUUAAAAAAAGACAACAGGAUGAUUUAUUACCAAUAAAUGAUAGUAAAUUAAUGUAUCAAGUUAUAUCGUCUGCUAUUGUAAAUAAACCACCAUCACGACAAAUUCUUUUUGUUGCUCAUUAUGUUAGAACAAAAUGGUAUCCAGUCGAAGAAACAGUUGAAGAAUUAAUUGAUUUUUUUCAACGUUUACCAGAAACUGGAAGAAAAGUUCGUCAUAAAAAAUUAAUGUCAAAUCGUAAUUGGUGUUAUUUUGAAAUUUGCGAAGAGGAUCAUUCAACAGUUUAUAAGAAUAUCACAAUUGGAUGUUUACAACGUGUUUUUAAAUCUAAACAAAAACAUAUUCCUGCUGUUAAAUUAGGUCCAACAUCAUCACAUGAUGGUCAUGGUAGUGCAAAAUCACCAAUACAUAUACAUUCUCAUAAUCGCUCUUGUUCACAUAGGAAAGAAGUUGGUCAAGAUGAUAUAGGAACACAUACAUUAAAAAUUCGUUUAUGGUUAGAAAGUGGUGGAAAACAUACAGAAGGAAGGAAAUUUGUUAGUUAUGAAUUAUUAAUUCCAAAUUUAAUAUAA